AUGUCGGCAUCCCACUCUCACCCCCGCCGCCGUCCUCAAAAGGCAUCAUCCCCAACCAUCUCGACCCAUGGAAUGUCAUUGCGAAAGAGCGGUACUUUCCAUUCACCAAAGUCGAUUGCGUCAGAUGUAUGUGACUUGGACAACCAACACUACAUGCCGCGUCGCUCGCCAACAUCCCCGGAAAGCUUGGAGCAACUGCUUGAAGACUCCAGUGUACGUCGGGUCCAAAACUUACUCGACGACUUCGACAAGAGGGUUGCUGGCCACAAGUCGUCGUCGACUGGCUCGAGCAUCCUAUCUGACCCGGAGGUCCUGCCGGUUCCCGGCCUGUUCCUAACAAGCACGAGCCUGGAGGCCACCCACAUGGAUGUUGACCCUAAACCGAAGACCCAACAAGCUUCGCAUGAACACGCAUCCGACAGUGGUCUUGGUACCAGUGUCGAUUCAAAAGACGGUAAGGCUCGGCUGCACGAUCCCGCCUUGCAGGGUCCGCCUUCUGACAUACAUAAAGGACAAUCAACUGCUCGCGAGUCCAUCAGCACUUCUGUUUCCUCUUCACACGCUGCCAUCACGCGUUCCUUCAGUGCACUUGGAGGCUCGGAGGAGAAGCACACUUUGAGUGACUAUGCCUCGGAGCAGAUUCGCCAGUAUAUUGUAGAACCAAUCCUCGCUGAGGAGGCUCUGAAGGACUUUCAUCCCUUGAUCACCGACGUUCCUCGUCGGAUUGGUGAGAAGAACAUUUGUAACCUCCGCGACCUCGAAAAGACUUUGAUCUUCCUGGCACCGGUAAGUGGCAUUCGAUAUCUAUCUGAGAGUGCAGAAGCUUAUUGCAUUCUUCGUGGUUUUAAGGAGCUCUCGGCAACUCCGACAUCGUAUCUUGAAUUCUGCGAGCGAUCAAUUCAACUCUUGCAUGCGACCGUCGACCGACUCUCUGAACAAGACCAACGACUUCCUUCCGACCGCCCUUACACUAACAACUACUUUCUCGAUUUGGUUGAACAGAUCCGAAGAUACGCAGCAAUCAUGGCCGCCACCCGCCGCAAAGAAGAGAGUGGAGAAGAACUCGACGAAAUGGACUACUCUCGUGAUGAGAAGGUUACCCUACGGGGUGGGCUGAGCCAUGAUGGCCGCCCUGUUGAGCUGGUCCGGGAGAAGAACGGCAUGACCAUUCCUCUUGCUGAAGGCGCCGACAGUGUUGCUACCGGAUUCGCCAGCAAGCGAGCCUUGUCGGAUGAUGAGAUGGACGUCGAUGAGGUGACGCGAUCCAUGGCUCGUCGACGAAAGUCUGACAAGGCUGGUGACAUCAUGCACGUCUGCCGUGACUGCAAGAAGGAGUUCAAGCGCCCUUGCGAUCUCACCAAGCACGAGAAGACGCACUCUCGUCCCUGGAAGUGCACUGAAGAGAAGUGCAAGUACUUCGAUCUUGGAUGGCCGACCGAGAAAGAACGUGACCGUCACGUCAACGACAAGCACUCCAAUGCUCCUGCGCAGUACAAGUGCUUGUACCCACCUUGCACAUAUGCAUCCAAGCGUGAGUCCAAUUGCAAGCAGCAUAUGGAGAAAGCACACGGUUGGGAAUACGUCCGAUCCAAGAGCAAUGGCCGAAAGAAGCCCCAUACAAGUGAACGGUCUCCACCAACUCCUCUGACGCCAUUCCUGGGUACUCCUCAAUCAGCAACUCUGUCUACACCGAUGACACCCUUUGCGCCUUCUCCGUCUGUCCCGUUGAUCGAUAACUUCGACUUCAACAAUCCUUAUGGAUUUGGCACUCCUGCCCUUGGUGUCAACGGCUUCCAGCCAGACUUCCGCCGGGACUCCGUUACAACCAACGGAUCGGCGCUUACCUAUUCAUCCGGCCAUUCUCCCACCGAACCGACUUCUUUCGAGGAUGCAGUGACUCCUGAAGAUACCGCUAUCAACCACAAUGAUAUCUACAACAACUGUGCGCUUAAUAUCAACACAAACUUCACUGGUGUCUUCCAACAGCCUACUCCUGCAAUGAGCACUGGCUUUGAUUUCGAGCCAUUGCAGUUCCCAAUUACAACUGGGGCGAACAAUGUUCCUCACCUAUCUCCAAGCGGACAGGCUGACAUGACCCUGUUCUCACCUCAGAUGCACCUCGAUGAGGGUUUUGGCGAAGGCAUGGACACUUUCACUGCUCCGACCGGUGACUUCGAGCUGUUUGGCGAUGCUGCUCCAUCUACAAUGGGGCUUGGUGGCACCUCUGGCUUCUUCCCUGACAUGAACAACUUUGGUGGCCAAUUCGACAACAUGUAUGUCGAGCCAACAACCACGUUGGACGACUUGAUGGGAAACUACGGUAACCAGCAGUAG
Didymosphaeria variabile is the source of this 2334-nucleotide messenger RNA. RefSeq lists its product as uncharacterized. The record is from RefSeq and is a predicted model, not a curated record. Lineage: Eukaryota; Fungi; Ascomycota; Dothideomycetes; Pleosporales; Didymosphaeriaceae. Bases 1 to 2334 code for a protein of 777 amino acids. The transcript has 2 exons.